AGGCUGAAGACCACCCCGCGGCCCAAGUUCUCUGUCUGCGUUCUUGGAGACCAGCAGCAUUGUGAUGAAGCAAAGGCCGCUGAACUGCCACACAUGGACAUUGAGGCUCUUAAGAAGCUCAAUAAGAACAAGAAGCUGGUCAAGAAGCUGGCAAAGAAGUACGAUGCUUUCCUGGCCUCUGAGUCUCUGAUCAAGCAGAUUCCUCGUAUCCUGGGCCCUGGCCUCAACAAGGCAGGAAAGUUUCCCUCUCUGCUCACCCAUAAUGAGAACCUGGGCACCAAGGUGGAUGAGGUGAAAUCCACCAUCAAAUUCCAGAUGAAGAAGGUUCUGUGUCUGGCUGUGGCCGUGGGUCAUGUGAAGAUGAGUGAGGAAGAGCUGGUCUACAACAUCCACCUGGCUGUCAACUUCCUGGUGUCUCUGCUGAAGAAGAACUGGCAAAACGUCAGAGCUCUUUACAUCAAGAGCACCAUGGGAAAACCACAGCGCCUCUACUAGAGACUCUGUUCCUCAGUUUUCUACAAUAAAUGUGGAGUUGAUCCGAAUCUCA
Molecule: messenger RNA, 547 nt
Organism: Danio rerio (zebrafish)
Lineage: Eukaryota; Metazoa; Chordata; Actinopteri; Cypriniformes; Danionidae
Gene: rpl10a
Product: ribosomal protein L10a
Biological process (GO): translation
Cellular component (GO): large ribosomal subunit; cytoplasm
Molecular function (GO): structural constituent of ribosome; RNA binding
Source: RefSeq, marked provisional